Molecule: messenger RNA, 2661 nt
Organism: Eimeria mitis
Lineage: Eukaryota; Apicomplexa; Conoidasida; Eucoccidiorida; Eimeriidae
Exons: 7
Coding region: 1-2661 (886 amino acids)
Biological process (GO): regulation of transcription by RNA polymerase II
Cellular component (GO): nucleus
Molecular function (GO): transcription cis-regulatory region binding
Source: RefSeq, a predicted model, not a curated record
AUGAAUUUUCUUUUUUUUAUUAUUUGGGGUGUAUCUGCCCCCUUCUUCGCUCACUGUGUGUUGAUUAAGCCUUCUUCUCUCUCGCUCAGCAGCAGCAGCAGCAGCAGCAGCAGCAGCAGCAGCAGCAGCAGCAGCAGCACAUGGCUGCAGCAGCAGGAGGGGGGUCUCGACCCCCCCCCAGCCUUCGUGGAGGCCGACCGCUUCCUUCGUCCUCUGCGGCAAGGGCAGCAGCUGCUGAGAGCAGCAGUGCAGCAGCAGCAGCAGCAGCAGCAGCAGCAGAAUUUAUUGGGUCUUGCUGCAUAUCCUCUCCCAGCAGCAGUAGCAGCAGCAGCAGCAGAAAAAGGAAACAAAGACAAAGAAAAAGAAAAAGAAAAAAAUGCAGUAGCUGCAGCAAGUGCUCCUCAAUAUAAUACACAGCAGGCGCCAGACACACCUGCUGCUGCUGCUGCUGCUGCAAAUCCUGCUGCUGCACCUGCUGCUGCAGUACCUGCUGCUGCUGCACCUGCUGCCUCAGCACCUGCUGCAGCACCUGCUGCAGCAGCAGCUGCUGCUGCACCGGCCGAAGAAGCACCAGCAGCAGCAGCAGCAGGAGAAAUAUUAACAGCAGCACGAGCAGCACCAGGAGGAGGCGGAGCAGCAGGAGGAGGUGCAGCAGCAGGAGGAGCAGCAGCAGCAGGAGGAGCAGCAGCAGGAGGAGCAGCAGCAGCAGGAGGUGCAGCAGCAGGAGGAGGAGCAGCAGCAGGAGGAGGAGCAGCAGGAGGAGCAGCAGCAGGAGGAGCAGCAGGAGGAGCAGCAGGAGGCGGCGGAGGGGGUGGUUCUGAGUCUUCAUCAGCAGCAGCAGCAGCAGCAGCAGCAGCAGAGUUGCUGAGGCUGCAGCAGGAGGUAGCAUCAGCAGUACGUCAUAACAAAGAAACGCAGCAGCUGCUGGAAGCACCUGCUGCAGCAGCACCUGCUGCUGCACCGGCUGAAGAGGCACCAGCACCAGCAGCAGCAGGAGGCGCAGCAGGAGAAAUAUUAACAGCAGCACGAGCAGCACCAGGAGGAGGAGGAGCAGCAACAGGAGGUGCAGCAGCAGCAGGAGGAGCAGCAGCAGCAGGAGGAGGUGCAACAGCAGCAGGAGGUGCAGCAGCAGGAGGAGCAGCAGCAGCAGGAGGAGCAGCAGCAGGAGGAGGUGCAGCAGCAGGAGGUGCAGCAGGAGGAGCAGCAGGAGGAGCAGCAGGAGGCGGCGGAGGGGGUGGUUCUGAGUCUUCAUCAGCAGCAGCAGCAGCAGCAGCAGCAGCAGAGCUGCUGAAGCUGCAGCAGGAGGUAGCAUCAGUAGUAAGCCAUAACAAAGAAACGCAGCAGCUGUUGGAAGACGGGGUGCAGCAGCUAGUAGAUAGAGCGAAGCGAGGGGGGGGCAGGCUGCUGCAGCACGCUACAACCAGAGAGGUAGCCACCAGAAACGGGUGGGCCCUACCCUCCUUCACCGGUUCCCUCAGACCCCCGCAGCAGCAGCAGCAGCAGCAGCAGCAGCAGCAGCAGCAGCAGCAGCUGCAGCAGCAGCAGGAGAUACAGGAGAAAGCUCAUAUACAAGGGGGGAUUGGGUUUUACCCUAUACUCAUCCUCUCAGAUGUUAUGGCGGGGGACGGAACCACUCUGCUGCCCCCACCAAGCGAAACCCUCCCCAGCAGCAGCAGCAGCAGCAGCAGCAGCAGCAGCAGCAGCAGCAGCAGCAGCAGCAGCAGCAGCAUGAUACCUCGUUACAAACGCCCAUCUAUGGCUGCUCUGGAGCAGCUAUGUUUCUCUUUUUUUGUGUCUGAGAAAGAAGAAGCUGCUACAGCGGUACCCCCCUCUUUAUGGACCCCAACACUGCUGCAUGCGCUCAAAGAAACUCACAAAAAAGAGACAGACGGGGUGCAGCAGCUAGUAGAUAGAGCGAAGCGAGGGGGGGGCAGGCUGCUGCAGCACGCAACAACCAGAGAGGUAGCCACCAGAAACGGGUGGGCCCUGCCCUCCUUCACUGGUUCUCUCAGACCCCCGCAGCAGCAGCAGCAGCAGCAGCAGCAGCAGCAGCAGCAGCUGCAGCAGCAGCAGCAGCAGCAGGAGAUACAGGAGAAAGCUCAUAUACAAGGGGGGAUUGGGUUUUACCCUAUAGUCAUCCUCUCAGAUGUUAUGGCGGGAGACGGAACAACUCUGCUGCCCCCACCAAGCGAAACAAUCCCCAGCAGCAGCAGCAGCAGCAGCAGCAGCAGCAGCAGCAGCAGCAGCAGCAGCAGCAGCAGGAGCAUGAUACCUCGUUACAAACGCCCAUCUAUGGCUGCUCUGGAGCAUCUCUGUCGUUCUUUUUUUGUGUCUGUACACCGCAUGCAUAAACUGCGGGGGAAGCUACCUUAUAGGAUCACGCAGGGGCCCAGCCUGCUGCAGCACCUCAGCAGCCUAGACACCACGCAUACAACAGCAAAGAUGGGGCUGCUGCUGCAGCACCAGCAGCAGCAGCAGCAGCAGCAGCAGCAGCAGCAAAGAACGAAGAAAUAUAUUAAGUAUGAUGACCCCGUACCUGCUCUUAUACAAGCUGGUGUAUCGGCACCUCUGGCUAAGGCUGUGGGGGAUUUACUCAAUACAAGCUCAACAGCGAGGCCAACUCUUGAACAUAUAUGCAGAAGACUUGGAUUAGAUUUAUAA